Molecule: messenger RNA, 1774 nt
Organism: Labrus mixtus (cuckoo wrasse)
Lineage: Eukaryota; Metazoa; Chordata; Actinopteri; Labriformes; Labridae
Gene: cd40
Product: CD40 molecule, TNF receptor superfamily member 5
Exons: 9
Coding region: 90-1016 (308 amino acids)
Biological process (GO): defense response to protozoan; positive regulation of transcription by RNA polymerase II; response to type II interferon
Cellular component (GO): external side of plasma membrane; membrane; CD40 receptor complex
Molecular function (GO): transmembrane signaling receptor activity; CD154 receptor binding; antigen binding
Source: RefSeq, a predicted model, not a curated record
CCCUCAGUGUGCAGCUGCAGUGAAGAAGCAGCGCAGAGAUCAGAUCAGUCAAAACAAACUGAGUGUGUAGACGCGCACGCAGACUCACAAUGAAGGGACUACAAACGAAGAUGCAGCUUUUACUCAUUUGCGCUUUUAUGGUGAUUACCGCUGGUCAGCCUCAAUGUAACCCAAAAAAUCAGUACGAGAAGAAUGGACAGUGCUGCAAGAUGUGUGGUCCAGGAACCAGAAUGUCCUCGAUUGGUACUGGUACUUGUGAUGAACCUCAGUGUGUCGACUGCGGGGAAAAUGAAUAUCAGGACGAAUACACAAUUGAACAUAAAUGUCAACGUCAACCGUUCUGUGACCCAAAUAAAAACUUUAAGCACAUCGUCCACGAGAACAAGAAGAAAAAAACCAUCUGUAUGUGUGAACAGGGAUUUCACUGCUCCAGUAAAGAAUGCAUCACCUGUGUGCCGCACACCGUCUGUCUACCAGGAGAAGAGGCCAAACUUAACGGGAGUCAUGCACAUGACACCGUGUGUGAAACAUGCCCUGUUGGCACAUUUUCCAGUGAGAGUUCGUGGGACAGUGUCUGCCAGAAAUGGACAGAGUGUGAGAGCCACUACCGCAUCAAAGAAGCUGGAACGGCCAAGUCUGACAACAUCUGUGAGAAAGACUCACGCUUGUAUGGAAUUGGGAUUGCGAUUGGGAUUUUGAUCUUCAUUGUGCUGAUUGGAUUUGUGUGUUAUAAAGUUUUGGUGAAACGAGGAGAAGCAGAAGGAAAGUUCAAGAGCUGUUUCGAACCAUGUUGGGGCAAUCAUGAGCCGCUGAGAGAAGUGAAAAAAAUAGCAAACCCAACUGAGGAGGAGUCCAUGCUGCAGGAAGAGUGUAUCAUAAGCACACCGGAGGAGAACGAGGACGACCAAAGCCUGGAAGUGUCGUCAGAUGUCGGGUUCACCGUCAACGGCCAGCGUGUCCAACAGGACUCCAAAACGGAGCAUGUGUCCCAAGAGGAAUCACAAAUAUCUAUAUGAACGGACUGAAAACUUCUCUCACCAAGGUCUCAGCUGUGAUGAACUGUAGCUUUUUGCCUCAUGUUUCACUUGUUUAUAAUGCCCCCCUUGAGUGUUGUAAAUAUAAAUCUGUUGUGAUGAUUGUGUAGUGUUAGAAUAUUUAAACAAGCGGCAUGAAACACUAAAUGAAUAGACUGCAUUGCUUUUGGUAAAGCAUUUUAAAGUUUUAAAUUAACUCUUCAAUGUGUUAGAAAUUGCUUUUUAUGAAGCUGUGACUGUGCCUCUUUAUCUAUUUUGUUUACUUGACAUUCCUUCAUUUGAUAAAAUGUGCAGCUUGUGUUCAGAAACUACACAAACAUUAUAUUUUGGACAGAUAUGGAAGAAGAAAAGUUAUUUUAGGGGUAUUCCUCUAUAGUUUGUAAGACUGGCUGGAUAUUAGGAUUGUAAAUACACUGGGAUUGCUGUUUAUUUUAUGUGGCAAACAAACUGGGGAUACGUUUGUAUAUUUGUUGUAAAUAUACAAACGUAUCCCAAGUGGACUGUAAAUAAUUGUGAACUUUUGUUGGAAAAAAUCUGUAAACUAAUAGAAGAAAUGUAACAUAGGGGUAUGUACGUUUUUACUUCUUCCUACUCCUUUUGGGACAGUGUUACUUUUGUCUUUUUAUUUUGUUUAUCUUAUUUAAAUUUUUUGUUUCGAAAUAAAAGCAUUCAUUCAGAUUCUCCAGCGUGGAAACAGCUUGUAAAGAACGCAUUAAAAUGUGUGAAACUUGACCUUUAAA